Labrus bergylta (ballan wrasse) is the source of this 2254-nucleotide messenger RNA. It is a transcript of the gene camk1ga, whose product is annotated as calcium/calmodulin-dependent protein kinase IGa. The record is from RefSeq and is a predicted model, not a curated record. Gene Ontology annotation, biological process: peptidyl-serine phosphorylation. Lineage: Eukaryota; Metazoa; Chordata; Actinopteri; Labriformes; Labridae. Gene Ontology annotation, molecular function: calcium/calmodulin-dependent protein kinase activity; ATP binding; calmodulin binding. Gene Ontology annotation, cellular component: intracellular anatomical structure.
AGCUGCCAGGUACUUGCAAGGAUACCUCAACUCAAGCAUCUCUUCACCGCUCCUCAGGAGUCUACGGCAACGUCAGAGCCGAGAUGGGGCGGAAAGAGAUCAAGUGCAGCUGGAAGAAAAGCACAAAUAACAUCAAGGAUGUAUUUGAAUUCCUGGGGAAGAUGGGAUCGGGAACAUUUUCAGAUGUGUUCAUGGUGAGAGAAAGAAAGACCGGCGAACUGUACGCCCUGAAAUGUCUGAAGAAGAAACACCUUACCCAUAGCAAUCUGGAAAACGAAAUCAAUGUCCUGAGAAGGAUAAAACACGAGAACGUGGUUGGGCUGGAGGAUUUCUACGAGAGCCGGACGCACUAUUACCUGGUCAUGCAACUGGUUUCAGGAGGGGAGCUGUUUGAUCGCAUUUUAGACAAGGGGGUUUACACUGAGAAGGACGCCAGCACGGUGAUCAGACAGGUGCUGGAGGCCGUCAGCUACCUGCACGAGAACAGCAUCGUGCACAGAGACCUAAAGCCUGAGAACCUGCUGUACUACAACACGGACGAGAAUGCAAAGAUCAUGGUCAGUGACUUUGGGCUGUCUAAAACGUUGGAGCACGGCGUGAUGUCGACAGCCUGCGGCACACCCGGAUAUGUCGCCCCUGAGGUUUUGGCCCAGAAACCCUACAGCAAAGCAGUCGACUGCUGGUCAAUUGGAGUGAUCACAUACAUCUUGCUUUGUGGCUACCCUCCAUUCUUUGAAGACAACGAGACUCGUCUGUUUUCAAAGAUCAUGAGAGCCGAGUACGCCUUUCAUUCACCCUUCUGGGACGACAUCUCUGAGUCAGCCAAAGACUUUAUCAGGAACAUGAUGGAGAAAAACCCAAAUAAACGCUUCCUGUCAGAACAGGCCCUCAGACACCCCUGGAUUGCUGAUAACGUAGCUAAGGACAUCGACAUUUAUCAGUCAGUCUGUCAACAGCUGGAGAAAAACUUUGCCAAAUCAAAGUGGAAGCAAGCGUUCAAUGCGGCCUCAGCAAUCAGUCACAUGAAGAAACUCUCCCAGAGUGAUUCCUGUCCCUCACCUUGCUCCACGCCCGACAUCAUUGUACAGUCAGCCUCCCAGGACGACCUCGAGGCGCUGGAAACCUGCUUUGACGAGGCCGACGCCCUGGACCCCAACGGGAAUCCUGUAGUACCGUGCAGUAACCCUGAUCUGGCAGAUGACGACUCAAGAGAUAUCGAUUUAGGGAGUGACGAUUCUAGUCUGGCUGCUGUGGCUGAGAGGAAGGACCCAUCGCUCCAGUCUGGAGUGUGUUCUGUCAUGUGAUUGGCUGGCUAACCUGAGAUGAACAUCAUACAGUUAAUCUCUCGUUGUCCGGCACUCAUCCAUCUUGGUACUGUAGGAAGGCGUUGAAAUAUCAGCUUUUUCAUGUCUUUUGUGCUUGUCCGCUGCACAAAAACCCACCUUGGACAGACGCAUACAGACUCUACGCUGUGACUGUCUAUAUGCAGCGAACGCCACAUUUAACAGACACAUGAAGGAAUUCACUUUCUUAAAAAAAGUUGCAAAGAUGAAACCCUUUUUUCCUCACAAUAUGUAUUGUAUAUAACUGUGAACAUGAAUGCACCACCAUAUAUAUAUAUAUAUAUAUACGCUCCAUGUAUUUAUUUGAAAUAGAUUUAGCUGGCAUUGUGAAUGCAGUGUGGAAGCUAAUUAAGUUUUGAGAUUGUCAUGGCCGCACACUGUCAUAUGUACGCUCUGUUUUAAGAUGUUUUAUGUUUAUUCACUGCUUGAAACUGUGACACAAUCUGGGAGAUGGGAAUUCUUUCUGCUUGUUCAUGAGAUUAAACUUUACUGUGAGGUGGGAGACACCGACACGCAUUGACAGGGUGUGUCUGCUGCUGCGUUUGUCGUGAUGCGUCGUGCACACAAGCUGCUCUUUUGUUACCCAAACUGAACUCAUUAAGUGCCACAAUCUGAUGUAAAGAUGCUGUAACACUGCUGAUGUUGUGUAUGAUUCUGAAUUCACAAAUGUAGUGACAGAUAUGUUUGUAUUUUUUAUGUUAUAUUUUCUGCAAAAAGUCACAUGAGCUAGAUCUCCAGCUUCGUGGUGUGUUGUGUGAACAUCUGCAACAACGACGCUGGAUUCAGGAAGUUUUGACAGGACUUUUAUUUAAAUACUGUGGAUUCUGCACAAACAACAUAAACAAAUAAAUAAUGUAACAUUCAGCCGCUCUGCACUACUGACAAAUAAACAUAAUCUGGUGCAACAUUCA